ACCUCUAGUUUGGUGAGUCCCAUUCUUCUGAUAAAUAUGUAUGGUUUUUGCUGUAGAAGAUUUCAGUUUCAAUUACUAGUUCCAAGUUCAGUUACCCACUUUCAUUGCAUUCAAAAGGAACCUCUUUUUAGCAGAUCAUAUUCAUCAAAAUCACUAGUAGGUCCUCAAGGUCCCUCUUUUACAGUUUCAUACCUUAUAAACUCAUUUGGGUUCUCCCCAGAACUUGCUCUCUCUCUGUCCAAGAAGCUGUGGGUACAGUUUGAAUCCCCAGAAAAACCAGACUCUGUUAUUAAGCUUCUGAAACACUAUGGACUCAAUGGUACCCAUGUCUCUGAAAUCGCUAAGAAACGCCCAACCCUGUUUUUAUUCAAAGCUGAGAAGACCCUUCUGCCCAAGCUUGAGUUUUUCAGUUCUAUUGGCAUAUCAGGCACUGCCCUUGCUAGGCUCCUUUGUAUGAACCCAAGAAUCUUGACAGUAAGCUUAGAGAGAAGUCUCAGACCUUGUUAUGAUCUCACCAAAACUCUACGUAUCCCCGAUGAAAAGCUCGCUUAUUUCUUUAGUGACUUCAGGCGGAUUACUUUCACAAGAUUGUGCUUUGUUGCUCGCAAUGUUCAAGUUCUGAGAGCACAUGGUGUGCCAGAAUCCUCAUUUCCUCUGUGGGUGCCCGUUAAUUUUAAUGCACUGUCCUUUGACUCUGAGAAGGUCAGAGAAAAUAUUGACAAGGUCAUCAGCAUGGGAUUCCGCCCUUCAUCUGCCACAUUCAUGAGAGCACUGUUUGUGAUAUCAGUGAUGGAUGCAUCAAAAUGGGAACAGAGGAUGGAAUUUUAUAGAAAGUGGGGUCUGACUGAAGAUGAUGUGUUGUUGGCAUUUAGAAAGAGUCCCUUGUUUAUGUCCUUCAGUGAGAAGAUUAUAUCCAGUAAAAUGAAUUUUUAUGUGAAGACAAUGGGUUGGCAGCCCUCAGAUGUGGCUGGAUGUCCUGAUGUUCUAACUUAUAGUUUGGAGAAGCGAAUCAUACCUAGGUGUUCGGUUAUCAGACUUCUCCAGUUAGAGGGCUUAAUCGCAAAGGAAGAUGUAUCUAUAAGUACUAUUCUGAAGACAAGCGAGAAGUGGUUCUUGGAAAGGUUUGUGAUCAGAUAUCAGGAUCAAGUACCUGAGUUAUUGGAUAUCUUUCAAGGAAAAAUGGAUCUUGCGGACGUUGGCUUAGGGUUUGAGGAAAGAGGUGGAGCAAAAUAAUUGUUGGACGAAGCUUUGCUAUUUAUUUUUUCUUAAUUUUAUGAUUAAGAACAUCAGAAGAACCACUUGUUCAUUGAGCUUCCUUUGCCUACGAUCAUUUCUUCAAGAAAAAAAUUGGCUGCCAUCUAGUAGAUCUAACCAGGAUUCAAUUUUCUCUGUUCACAAGUUGUGGAGGAUUAUUCCAGGGUGUUCUGUUAUCAAGGUUCCCUGAUAUCCAGAGGCUUGGUAAAGCGAAAGUUUGGCCUUUUCAAUUCUGUCAGUAUCACCUGUGGAAUAUCUUGUGUAAGUUUGUGACAUCACAUCAGUAUACAUUGUCUCAAACAUUGGAUGUCUAUGUCUAUGUGGGUGCUUUGGAGUUAUUGAAGAAAUCUGAUUCUGAUUCUGAUUUCUUCAAUAACUCCAAAGCCUGGGUUGAGAUGAUCCAUGCACCCACAUAGAAGAAAUGUGGGUUGAGUUAUUGAAGAAAUGUGUGCAACGAAAACCUUGUAAAACAAGCGUGGACUUCUUGCGAGACCAUUCUGUUGAAGUUAUGUCUGAUUGAGUCUUAUUACUUGAAGACGACAUUGUGAAGUGUGGAUUGACAUGGUCCCAAAGUUUCAUAGGAUGAAGGUGUGGUUGGAAACAGAGCGGAGUUUGGACGGACACUUCCGAAUAUAUUGCAUCUAGAUUCCACCUGGUGUUUUCAAUGCGUGUUCAUUCAAAUUCCAAAACCCACAUUUUGGUAUAACCAAACUUAUUCUCAAACCAUGAAAGCUCAGAAGCCAAUUGAGAAAGAUAGUUUACUAAAGUAAAAACGGCAGUGGAUCUUUUUUGUUCUGCUACAAGCAGGUUCGUUUUCUUUGUCUGGAGUGUGAUCUACAAAAGUUAAAUAUGGGCAUCUUUAUUGUUUAAGAAUGCAGAGUGCUUGUUAAUUUUCGAAAUCUGCAGCAGAACAGUGGUGAUCAAAACAGAAACCAAGAUUAACAAAGAAUCAAAAGUUCAAAACUCAUCAAACUAGUAUAAUCUUCUCUGCUCACAUAUAAGUAUGAUCCAUGUCAGAAUAUGACAGACAUUACAUUCCCCUUUCAAAGGAACUUAGAAAUCUCUACAACAGACCUUCAACCAUUUGAAGUCCAAAAACACCGAUCAUGCCACUACAGAUCUCAAUCACAUUGGCUUAGGAAAAGAAACAACCAUGUAUACACAUUUGAUAUCAUAGACUACCCAGGUUUCUUGCUUAGCCUAAAAUCGACUACAGCUGCUGUCUUGGAACCCAACUAAGGAAAAUAAAUUACAGAACUAUAACUAGACAUACAGAACAAAAACGAAAGUAUCUGAUUCUUUUCUUUUUAUUAAAUUAAAUUCUUUAGCA
This is a messenger RNA of Rosa rugosa (rugosa rose), 2584 nucleotides long. Its product is annotated as transcription termination factor MTERF2, chloroplastic-like. The transcript has 4 exons. The record is from RefSeq and is a predicted model, not a curated record. Gene Ontology annotation, biological process: chloroplast organization; regulation of DNA-templated transcription. Gene Ontology annotation, molecular function: double-stranded DNA binding. Gene Ontology annotation, cellular component: chloroplast. The coding region runs from base 37 to 1233 and encodes 398 amino acids. Lineage: Eukaryota; Viridiplantae; Streptophyta; Magnoliopsida; Rosales; Rosaceae.